AUCCAUUGACAUGAAACAACAACACAACCCAACCACGCACGGUUGGUGAGAUUACUUGAAAGCGGUAGUGUCGACUAUGGUGAAUGAUAUUUCUCUCCUUUACAACAUUCCAAAAUCAUGAGUCUAACAAAUUUUUCAAAGGCAAACCUCCCAAACCUCCGGCGCUUGUUUGUUGAAGCACGAACAGAUGUGGAAGAAAGCGCAUACUCGAGGAAGGCUGUAAGUAACCCCUCCCCUUUCUUGUAUAUGUAAUAAUUGUCAAAAUCUAGUUCUAUAAUAUCGUUCUCUUCAUGUCCUCGGUAGCAGUUUUUGGUCUCGUCGCGCAGAAAAUGAACAAAGUCGUAAAAUAGCGCCUUCAACUCCGAUGCGAAUGACGCCCCUCCAUCAUGACAAUGCCCUACACUCAGGCUACAAGUCCAGAGACCAUCUGCUUCUAAGGGACAGUAGCGGGAAUGUGGAAAUUCUAAGCAGGUUAAAUUCGCUACAAGAGAGUCACUCAGGAGAAGCAUAGAAACAGAGAUGCAAGACUGGGACGGACUGGUAGUGGAUUGAAGGAACACUCUACUGCAAAAGUUAGAAUAUUUCUCUCUCCUCUGGCGUAGAAGUCCGUAGUGCAGAAUAUGGGCUUACACGAUGGUCCAUCCAUUGCCAUAGUUUCUCCUAGAGGAUAGCCGAGCACUGGGCAUCUAUCAAUAUAAAAUCUCCC
This is a messenger RNA of Hymenoscyphus albidus, 706 nucleotides long. The record is from the annotation of a GenBank genome assembly. Lineage: Eukaryota; Fungi; Ascomycota; Leotiomycetes; Helotiales; Helotiaceae.